Molecule: messenger RNA, 2256 nt
Organism: Plasmodium adleri (nom. inval.)
Lineage: Eukaryota; Apicomplexa; Aconoidasida; Haemosporida; Plasmodiidae
Product: U4/U6 small nuclear ribonucleoprotein PRP3, putative
Exons: 1
Coding region: 1-2256 (751 amino acids)
Biological process (GO): mRNA splicing, via spliceosome
Cellular component (GO): U4/U6 x U5 tri-snRNP complex
Source: RefSeq, a predicted model, not a curated record
AUGGAUGAUGUUAAGAAAAGAAGAAGGUCGAGGUGGGGAGAUGCAGAGAAAAAAGAAGAAGACAAAGAAGGAGAUAUAAAUAAUAAUAAUAAUAAUAAUAAUAGUAAUAAUUUUGAGAAUAUAAAUAAUAAUAUCAAUAUAUUAUUAAAUAAAAAUAAUGAGAUACCAAUAAAUAAGAAUAAUAGUAUUAUGAAUAUACCUGUGUCAAGUUCUUUGCCAUAUAAUAAUUUAAAUAAUUCAAUAUUUUCUUCUAAUAUCCAUUUGAAUAUUUUAAAAGCUACUGAAGCAGCUAGAUUGGCUAUAGAAAAAGUAAAGAAAGCUAGUCGAUUUAAAGAGAAUGAUAAUAUAAAUAAGAAUAGAAGAAGACUUGAUUUUAUUCCUAAACCUUUAAUGUUCGAUGAACAAGGUAGAGAAGUUGAUGAUGAAGGUAAUGUUAUAAAUAUUAAACCUAUUACCUUCUCAACAUUAAAAGUAAAUAUGAAUAAGUUAGAUGAAGAUAAUAUAUUAAAAAAAAAAAAUGAUGAUGAUAUUAUUAUAAAUAAGAAUCUUAAUAUUGAAAAUAUUAAUAAUGAUAUAAAUAAAGAAAAUUCUUUAUGGUUCGAUAAUAGAAUUAAAAAUGUUUCUAAAAGAAAAGAAAAAAAAAGUGGAUUUUUUAAUUUUAUAACACCAGGCUCUUUUAUCAAACAUGCAAGUAAUAAACAAUAUAAUAAUAAAGCAUUAAUGAAUUUUGAUUUAAAAAAAAUUAUGGAAGAAAAAAAAAAAGUACAAUCUUUUCAAGAACUGUCUUUAAAUUUUCUAAAUAAUAAUGUCAAUGAAAAUAUAAACCCUAAUAUGAUUAAUAUAAAUAAUAAAAAAAAAAAAGAUGAUAGCAUUUCUAAAUUUGAAACAUGGGAUCAUAACCAAAGAUAUGAUAUUUUAGAAUAUUGGGAUAAGGAUUUAUUUAUAUUAAUAGAACAUAUGUAUUUAAAGAAUGAAAAUAAUGUUGAUUAUAUAAAUGAAUUUAUAAAAACAGAAAAACAAACAUGGGAAGAUAAAAAAGAAUAUAUAAUAAAUAAUAAAACGAAUAAUAUUGAUAAUAAUAUAAAUGACAAACAUAAUAAUAAUAAUAGUAAUAUUAAUAGUAAUAUUAAUAGUAAUAUUAAUUUGUGUAGUUCUUUAUUAACACAUGAAGAACAUAUCCAAUUAAAUAACUUAUUAAUAAAAUGUGAUGUUUUAUUAUUAUUAAAUGAUAAUAAAAAAAUAAAAUCACAUAAAAAUAAUAUAUAUAUGCUUAUAGUUAAUAAUUUGUUAUAUAUUAUAAAUUUUAAUUAUAUCAAUCAUUAUAUUGAACACCCAGUCUCUUUGAAUGAAGACAAAAAAGGAAAUGAUGAUGAUAAUAUAAAUAUGACACAUAUGUUUUUAACACCUCAAGAAAGAAAAAAAUUAAGAAAAAGAAAAAGACAAGAAAAAGAAAGAGAGAAACAAGAUAAAAUAAGAAUAGGAUUAAUGCCUCCACCGCCACCAAAAAUGAAAUUAUCAAAUUUAAUGAGAGUCAUGGGUGAAAGUGCAUUAGCUCAACCAUCAAAAACAGAAUAUGCAGUCAGAGAACAAAUGAAAGAAAGAGAAUUAAGACAUUUUGAAGAAAAUCAAAAAAGAAAACUUAAACCAGAAGAAAGAACUAAAAAAAAAAUUAAUAAAUGGAAAUCAAAUUCAGAUGAAGAAAAUGAUGUUCUAUUAAUAUAUAUUACUAAUUUAUCUAAUAAAAAACAUAUCUUUAAAAUUGAUAUUAAUGCACAACAAUUACAUUUAACAGGUGUAUGCUUUAUGACCGUUUUAUAUAAUUUUAUAAUUGUAGAAGGAAAACAUGUAUCUAUAGAAAGAUAUAAAAGAUUAAUCUUUAGAAGAAUCAAAUGGAAUGAAGAAGAAUAUGAUGACGAGCAAAAUGAUAAUGAAGACAAUCAUAUUAUAAAUACAAAUGAAAAAAAUCAACCACAAUUAAAUCCUAUAAAUAAUAACAUCAACCAGCAAGACAACAACGACAAUAACAACAACAACAUAUAUCAUGAUAAUCAUGAUAAUAAUGAUAAUAGUUUAUAUAAUCAUCAUUCACAAUGUAGUUUAAUAUGGAAUGGUGUUGUAAAAAAAAAAAAUUUUAAAAACUGGAAAAUGAUUGUUGCAAAAACAGAAAUGGAAGUAACAGAUUAUUUAAGUCAACAUGAUGCAUUGCAUUAUUAUCAUAUUAUAAAGAAACAUAGAUCAGUUCUUGAGCACAUUUAA